This is a messenger RNA of Coregonus clupeaformis (lake whitefish), 6103 nucleotides long. RefSeq names its product phospholipid-transporting ATPase IA. NCBI's taxonomy places the organism in Eukaryota, Metazoa, Chordata, Actinopteri, Salmoniformes, Salmonidae. The record is from RefSeq and is a predicted model, not a curated record. Gene Ontology annotation, molecular function: magnesium ion binding; ATP hydrolysis activity; ATPase-coupled intramembrane lipid carrier activity. Gene Ontology annotation, cellular component: plasma membrane. Gene Ontology annotation, biological process: phospholipid translocation.
AUAUCACGUUCUGUCAACGUCUUUAUUCAUCAAGCCUAUGUGUAAAGAGAUGAUGGGAUGCCCCAAGAAAUCGAGAGUACAUGGUUUGUCAUAAGAAAAUGAAUAUUAGUACAGAUAAAUGUGCCAGCAUUUAAAGAUACGUUUACUGUCUGCAUGAGAGAGUGUCCGUUGACCCUGAAUUCCUAGACGGUGAAAAGAGCCAGUUUACCGGUGGGAGCAAAGCCGAGCUUGAGCUCUGUGUGGAAAGAUGUCGCCCGUGCAGAAAACGAUGUCUGAUCUUCGCUCCCGAGUGGAGGGGUACGAAAAGACAGAAGACACGGCAAUCUCAGAAAAGACCUCCUUAGCUGACCAAGAAGAUGCACGACUGAUAUUCCUCAAUCAGCCACAGUUUACCAAGUUCUGCAGCAAUCACGUCAGCACUGCAAAGUAUAAUGUCCUCACAUUCCUGCCUCGGUUCCUCUACUCUCAGUUCAGAAGGGCUGCCAACUCCUUCUUCCUCUUUAUCGCUCUCCUGCAGCAAAUUCCGGAUGUGUCGCCCACGGGUCGCUGGACUACCCUGGUGCCCCUACUCUUCAUCCUGGUGGUGGCAGCAGUCAAGGAGUUAAUUGAGGAUCUGAAACGUCACAACGCCGACAGUGUCGUCAAUAAGAAGGAAUGUCAAGUGCUGAGGAACGGUGCCUGGGAGAUCGUGCACUGGGCAAAGGUGGGCGUCGGGGAGCUAGUUAAAGCGGCCAAUGGGGAUCACCUGCCGGCUGACCUCGUCAUUCUGUCGUCCAGUGAGCCCCAAGGUAUGUGCUACAUUGAGACGUCAAACUUGGAUGGAGAAACAAACCUCAAAAUCCGACAGGGACUGCAAAUCACCUCAGAGAUCAAGGAUAUUGACAGCCUGAUGCGUCUCUCCGGGCGCAUGGAGUGCGAGAGCCCCAACCGCCAUCUGUAUGAGUUUGUGGGGAACAUCCGUCUGGAUGGACACAGCACCGUGCCUCUGGGUCCUGACCAGAUUCUGCUACGAGGUGCCCAGUUGAGAAACACCCAGUGGGUCCAUGGCAUCGUGGUCUACACCGGACACGACACCAAGCUCAUGCAGAAUUCCACACGGCCACCUCUGAAGCUGUCCAACGUGGAGCGCAUCACAAACUUCCAGAUUCUACUGCUGUUCGGCUGUCUACUGGCCAUCUCUCUGGUGUGCUCCAUCGGACAAACCAUCUGGAAGUACCAGUACGGCAAUGCAGCUUGGUACAUGGACUUGAACUAUGGCGGUGCGGCAAACUUUGGCCUCAACUUCCUCACCUUCAUCAUUCUCUUCAACAACCUGAUCCCCAUCAGUCUGCUGGUGACCCUGGAGGUCAUCAAGUUCACCCAGGCCUUCUUCAUCAACUGGGAUACAGACAUGCUGUAUGAGCCCACUAACACCCCAGCUGUGGCUCGCACUUCCAACCUGAAUGAAGAACUAGGACAGGUGAAAUACAUAUUCUCCGACAAGACGGGGACUCUGACCUGCAACGUGAUGCAGUUCAAGAAGUGCACCGUCGCCGGCGUGGCCUACGGUCACAUUCCCGAGGCUGAGGAUGGUAGUUUUGCAGAGGACGACUGCCACAGCACACAGUCGUCAUCUGAGGAGGCCGGAUUUAAUGACCCCAACUUGCUGGAAAACCUCCAAAAUAAUAACCCCACGGCUCCUGUCAUCCUGGACUUCAUAACCAUGUUGGCCAUCUGUCACACGGCCGUCCCCGAGCACACCGACGAUAAGAUUGUCUACCAGGCUGCCUCGCCAGACGAGGGGGCUCUGGUAAGAGCAGCGGCGAACCUGGGCUUUGUGUUCUCCGGUAGAACCCCAGACAGUGUCAUCAUAAAAGCGCUGGGAGCUGAGGAGAAGUACAAACUGCUCCAUGUUCUAGAGUUCACCAGCACAAGGAAGAGGAUGUCAGUCAUCAUGCGCACUCCAUCUGGCAAAAUCCGCCUCUACUGCAAAGGAGCUGACACGGUGGUCUACGACCGUCUGGCCGACAGUUCCAGGUAUAAAGAGAUCACUCUCAAACACCUGGAGCAGUUUGCCACCGAGGGGCUGCGUACUCUAUGCUUUGCUGUUGCUGAGAUCAGCGAGUCAUCCUAUCAGCAGUGGCUGGAGGUGUUCCACCGUGCCGCCAGCGCCCUGCAGAACCGAGCCCUCAAACUGGAGGAGAGCUAUGAGCUUAUCGAGAAGAACCUGCAUCUUCUAGGGGCCACGGCCAUCGAGGACAAGCUUCAGGACAAGGUGCCUGAGACCAUUGAGACGCUGAUGAAGGCCGACAUCAAGAUCUGGAUCUUGACUGGGGACAAGCAGGAGACGGCCAUCAACAUUGGGUACUCCUGCAAACUUCUGACCAAGAACAUGGGCAUGAUGGUGAUCAAUGAAGCCACACUUGACGCAACCAGGGAGACCCUCAGCCACCACUGUGGAAUGCUGGGAGACGCCCUUCACAAGGAGAACGAUUUUGCCCUCAUCAUCGACGGAAAGACUCUCAAAUACGCCCUUACGUUUGGAGCACGGCAGUACUUCCUAGACCUCGCCUUGUCCUGUAAAGCAGUGAUAUGCUGCAGGGUGUCCCCGCUGCAGAAGUCGGAGGUGGUGGAGAUGGUAAAGAAGCAGGUGAAGGUGAUCACGCUGGCCAUAGGUGACGGCGCCAACGACGUGGGCAUGAUCCAGACGGCGCACGUGGGCGUGGGCAUCUCGGGCAACGAGGGCCUGCAGGCCGCCAACUCCUCCGACUACUCCAUCGCACAGUUCAAAUACUUGAAGAAUCUAUUGCUGGUCCACGGUGCCUGGAAUUACAACCGCGUAGCCAAGUGUAUCCUGUACUGCUUCUACAAGAACAUUGUCCUGUACAUCAUUGAGAUCUGGUUUGCCUUUGUCAAUGGAUUCUCUGGUCAGAUUCUGUUUGAACGCUGGUGCAUCGGCCUGUACAAUGUGAUUUUCACCGCUCUGCCUCCUCUCACUCUGGGAAUAUUUGAACGCUCAUGCAGGAAAGAGAACAUGCUGAAGUACCCGGAACUCUACAAAACCUCCCAGAAUGCCAUGGGCUUCAACACCAAGGUCUUCUGGGCCCAUUGUCUGAAUGGCCUCUUCCACUCGGUCAUCCUCUUCUGGGUCCCCCUCAUAGCCUUCCAGCACGAUACGGUCUUUGGAAAUGGAAAGACCCCGGACUAUCUCCUCUUAGGCAAUAUGGUUUAUACAUUUGUGGUCAUCACCGUGUGCCUCAAAGCUGGCCUGGAGACCUCGUCUUGGACUAUGUUCAGUCACAUUGCCAUCUGGGGCAGCAUCAGCCUGUGGGUGGUGUUCUUCGGUAUCUACUCCUCUCUGUGGCCACUCAUCUCUCUGGCUCCAGACAUGUCUGGCGAGGCGGACAUGAUGUUCAGUUCGGGAGUCUUCUGGAUGGGCCUGGUCUUUAUCCCUGUCACCUCCCUGGUCUUUGACAUGGCCUACAAAGUUGUGAAGAAGGUGUGCUUUAAGACCCUGGUGGAUGAGGUACAGGAGCUGGAAGCCUUGUCCAAGGACCCCGGAGCCGUGGUGCACGGGAAGAGUCUGACGGAAAGGGCACAGCUCCUGAAGAACGUCUUCAAGAAGAGUACCGUGAGUCUGUACCGAUCGGACUCCAUGCAGCAGAACCUGCUACACGGAUACGCCUUCUCUCAAGACGAGAACGGAGUGGUCUCCCAGUCUGAGGUCAUCCGGGCGUACGACACCACCAAACAGCGGACCAACGAGUGGUGAAACCACGCCGCUCUCGGCCAGGACGGCCUAUCGUGAUUCACAUUCGUUUUCCGACAGCGAUUUGAAUCUGAGGGGGGCAGCCUCCGGAUGACCCUAGCCUGAGCGUCUCGGGAUUUUGGACAUGAUAGAGGGAUGUCUUGUACUUGAAAAAGGGAAAAUAACUAGGAACAAAAAAGCAUUCAAAAAGUAUUCACUAUGCUGUAGUUGUGUGUGCAACAGACAUAAGCACUGUGCUUGCAUUUAUUGCAGAGUCUGUGGUCUGAAAUUCCUCACUGUUCCUGCUCAGUCAAAUGUGGUGAAGUGUAACCAUCUUAAUGUUUCCUCCUUUCGUAUUGAUAGAAAAAAAUAUGAGCAUUGAGCCAAAACAAUCUAUAAUUUUGUCAAACAUUUUAAAAAAUGUAAGUAUUUGUACUCCCAUUGGUGACAGAAUCAUCCAGAUUUGUUUUUGAUUAAAUGUAAAAAAUCUCCAAGCAUAUUGACACUCCUGAGUCUAUUCCAGCACUGAAUGGACCACUUCAGAACAGGUAUUUUGUUGUUUUGUUGUUCUUUUGCACUUUGAAAAAAAUGAUCUACUGUAUAAUAAGGCCUUACAUUUUUCCAUGCCUUCAGCCAUCCAUGUUUAUUUUUCUUCAAAAUAUUUAUAUUUUUUAUUUAAGAAGUAUGUAGUUAUUGUGCCUGAAUUGCAUUGUCUUUUAAUGAUAGAGUCCUGCAACUUAGUCCAAUUUAUAAAAAUGUUGUACAGCAGUUUGAUUGCUUUUAACAAGUAAUUGCAUUGCACACAUUACUCGGCUGUAACAAUCACAAUGGUGCCUAACUAGACUUUUUCCCUGAUAGAAUACGUAAGAUAUCCUAGCUAACUAGUUUAGAACAGUGAUCUACCCCUUGAUUGGCAACAUGAGCUCAUUCCCCCCGUAUUGUACUCGUGUACACAAUGUGGUAACAAGUGUGGCACAUAUAAAAUCAAGGUUCCGUUGUUACUUUCUACCGAGUGUUUUGGCUGUAUGACGAUCCUGUUGAAUUUCCAUAUGUGGCAACUUUUCUUUCACAAUCUUAUUUUCCCUUAGAAUGGAGAGUUUAUCCUUUGAACAUAAGUGCCAUUAGCUUAAGGGAGAGAGACAAUUUGCCAGAAAACUCCACACAGUAUCAAAACUACUUUGUCUCUAUAGUUAUUAUGUGAAUUUGUAUUUUUAUAUUGGAGAAGUACGAAUUUUGCAUUGACCGGCUUUGUAAUGAAUUUUUGUCCAUGUUUUUUAUUUGUAAUUUUUUUUAGACAAACAAAAGAAUGCUCAAAUGAUUAAAUGAGGAGAAAGAUCUUUCUUAAAUGUCUUGUUGUUGUUAUUAAUAUCGUUAAAAUAACUGCUUUGUUUAUUUAUUAUUUGACUGUGUGUUUGUUCUCUUCUCCCUAUGGGAGAUCAGUUUCUAGACUGUGUGUGUGUGUGUGAUCUGUCGUCUGCAUGUGCAUCUUCUACUGUGGAUAACUUCUACGUAUGCAUGUCUGUGUCCUUUAUGUCAGACUGGGAGCCCUUGGUACCUCGGGUCUUAUUUUGCAUUAUUUGAGUGUGUGUGUGUUUGUGUGUGUUUCAGGAUCUGUGUGGGUGACUGACUGAAUGACUGACUGUGCAAUACAUGGUUGUCCGUGUGUGUGUGUGUGGUGCUGCUUGCUCCUCUUGUCUGUCUGCACGACUCCAGGUAUAAUGAUGGUGUACUGUCUGCUGCUGCAUGGCUCUCUGUGUGGCCAGACUUCAGCCGUGGUGGUCCUGGGUUCUGACGCUAAGGCUCUCGCUUGACAGGAAAUGUUGAACAAUGCACUCUGUUACCUUUCCAUUAGUGGAUAUUUUGGUAUUAUCUGGUUAUUGUAAAUUCUCUGGGUGUACAUGUUUGUAACUUUUCUUUCUCUCUCAUGGAGUGUACCUCUUCUUUACAACAAUUUUUUGUUUUUUCCUGGUUUUAGUAAAAAUGUAUUUGUUAUGCUAUACUUUCGUGUUUAGAUUGAUUAGUUAUGAACUGCUGUCAUAAUUCCAAAAUGCUGAAUGUGGUUCUUCUGAUGUGAAAUUGGUCUUGGAAGGCUUGAACUGUUGAUUUUUCAAAAACUGUUGUCUGUGAUAGUUGUGGGCUGCAUGAAUGGAUAAAAUAAAACUUUAUUUGGUUAAGUGUUUAUUGUACUACUUUGAUUCUCCCUCAAGUGUUGGUCACUACAGAAAAUAAAUCCACUUUUCAAUUUGUUUGAAUAUCGUUUAUUUUGACGUCUUUCAUUUAAUGAUUGUUCUGCAUGUUGGGACUGCAAACUUUUAAGUGUUCUGUCUUUCACUGCCAUGAAGGACUACUACAAAAAUAAACUUUACAAAAUGGAAA